Pseudomassariella vexata is the source of this 1846-nucleotide messenger RNA. Its product is annotated as U3 small nucleolar RNA associated protein. Gene Ontology annotation, molecular function: protein binding. The transcript has 9 exons. Gene Ontology annotation, biological process: maturation of SSU-rRNA from tricistronic rRNA transcript (SSU-rRNA, 5.8S rRNA, LSU-rRNA). The record is from RefSeq and is a predicted model, not a curated record. Gene Ontology annotation, cellular component: nucleolus; small-subunit processome. Lineage: Eukaryota; Fungi; Ascomycota; Sordariomycetes; Amphisphaeriales; Pseudomassariaceae. Bases 153 to 1487 code for a protein of 444 amino acids.
AAAAAAAGUUCAGCAAUCGAUAACAACCCACUUCGAUAACUUCGAGAUCCAGCAGCCCAGCAGCUUCCUACGCCAACAAUUUCCGGUCGCCAAUUUCCCGACGACGACGAUCUUCAAGACUAUCGGAAGCAUCGUGUACUAAUUGCGACACCAUGAAGAUCAAGACCUUAAGCCGAUCAAUCUCGGCUCAUCAGCCCCCGGGCUCUGUGCCCAAAGCUCCGAGGAACUUGGAUCCCGCCCUCCAUCCGUUCGAACGAGCGCGCGAAUACACUCGAGCCUUGAAUGCGACAAAGUUGGAACGCAUGUUUGCGCAGCCUUUCAUCGCCCAGCUUGGCCAUGGACACACAGACGGAGUUUACUGUCUCGCAAAGGAUCCGAACUCCUUGGAACGUUUUGCAAGUGGCAGUGGUGACGGAAUUGUCAAAGUUUGGGAUCUCACCAGCAGGGAAGAGAUUUGGCACGGCUCGGCACAUGAAAACAUCGUGAAGGGGAUGUCUUGGACAAGAGACCAGAAACUCCUCACAUGUGCCGCAGACCGAUAUGUGAAGCUCUUCGACCCAUACCAGACCAACAGCGAUUCCGCCCCUAUAUCGACUUGGCUCGGCACCAACGCUUUCACAAGCUUGUCCCACCACCGCUCGCGCAAUGCAUUCGCUGCUGCAUCCUCCGUCAUUUCCAUCUAUGACCUCGAGCGGCAUACCGCAGCGCCAGAAAUACUUCAAUGGCCGAACUCCACCGAUACCAUCACCAAUGUUUCAUUCAACCAGAUUGAGACGAGCGUGUUGGCGUCUUGUGCUACAGACAGAUCUAUCGUCCUCUAUGAUCUGAGAACGAGCAUGCCUGUUGCCAAGACUGUACUGAAGUUUGCCACGAAUGCCAUUGCCUGGAAUCCGAUGGAAGCAUUCAAUUUCGCCUCUGCAUCAGAAGAUCAUAACUGCUAUAUCUUUGAUAUGCGAAGAAUGGACAGAGCUCUGAAUGUUCUGAAGGACCAUGUGGCAGCCGUAAUGGACGUCGAGUUUUCUCCAACUGGAGAAGAGUUAGUAACUGCAAGUUAUGACCGUACAGUUCGCCUGUGGUGCAGAGACAAAGGUCACUCUCGAGACAUAUACCACACAAAACGCAUGCAAAGAGUAUUCUCGGCUAAAUGGACUCCGGACUCGAAGUACAUCUUGUCUGGUUCAGAUGAUGGCAAUAUUCGAUUAUGGCGCUCCAAUGCCUCCAAGCGGGAGGGUGUGAAGUCGGCUCGACAACGCCAGGCGCUUGAGUAUAAUGAGGCACUUUCUGAUAGAUAUGCUCAUAUGCCAGAGAUAAGGCGCAUCAAGCGCCAUAGACACGUGCCCAAGGUGGUGAAGAAGGCCGGAACUAUCAAGGCCGAGGAGAUUAAGGCUCUCAAAAGACGUGAAGAGAACGAACGCAACCAUUCGAAGAAGAAGUUUGAGAAGAGGAAGAGUGAGCGUGAGAAGAUGAUUCUGGCUCAGGAAAAGUAGUAUGCCCGCAUGGCGUAUCUGGUUUGCAUUGGGUUGGCGUUUAUUUAUGGAAAAGGGAUACCAUCAACAUGGGCUGGCGUUUUGAGUUGGCAAAACUACUUCCAUGCGGCCUCAAGGCACAUAGGUGAAGACGUAUUGCGAUGUCGCAUUGUAAAUUUACAUGCUGCAUCAGCGGCACAAUGUUCGUUCAUACAAUGCCCUGUCCGACUACGCAAAUUCCAUUAAUAUCCAUGUGCACACUAGCCUCGCCUAUGAUGCUGGAAUGGUUCUGUCCUGAUCUGUCCACGUUGGGUCCUCAUUCGCAGGCUCAGUCAACGAGUUCAUACAGACCAGACGGAAAUUACUGACUAGUAGGCACG